Molecule: messenger RNA, 2007 nt
Organism: Torulaspora globosa
Lineage: Eukaryota; Fungi; Ascomycota; Saccharomycetes; Saccharomycetales; Saccharomycetaceae
Product: sodium:solute symporter family protein
Exons: 1
Coding region: 1-2007 (668 amino acids)
Biological process (GO): urea transmembrane transport; spermidine transport; putrescine transport
Cellular component (GO): plasma membrane
Molecular function (GO): spermidine transmembrane transporter activity; putrescine transmembrane transporter activity; urea transmembrane transporter activity
Source: RefSeq, a predicted model, not a curated record
AUGGCUGAGCCAAUUUUAGAACAAGCCUAUGGAUACUGUUAUAUCCUCGUCCUUGGCGCUGGAUUCGCAGCCUUGAUGAUCUUCAUCACUAAAGUACUCUCGAAUUUCCUCGGCGAGAAACAGAACUCUGAAAGCUUCACGACAUCGGGAAGAAACACUUCAUCUGGCCUGAUUGCCUCUGCUGUGGUUUCUUCAUGGACUUGGCCAGGCACACUGCUGACAUCUAGUGGUAUGACAUACGCAUAUGGUAUAUGCGGAGGUGCUUGGUAUUCGUUUGCUUUUACAAUUCAGAUAACAUUUUUUGCAGUGGUGGCUCUAGAAAUCAAACGGAAGGCCCCUGGUGCUCAUACAAUCCUGGAAGUCGUUCAAGCUAGAUUUGGUAAGGUUGCUCACUGGGUGAUGUUGUUUUAUGCGAUGGGUACUAAUGUUAUUAUUUCAGCGAUGCUCCUACUUGGCGGCUGCCAAGCUAUCAAUGUAAUAACUGGUAUGCAUUUGGUUGCCGCUGCAAUGCUUCUACCACUUGGAGUGUUUGUUUUCACUGUCAUAGGCGGUCUGAAAAGUACUUUCAUUUCAGAUUGGUUUCACUCUAUCAUCAUUUACCUGGUUAUUAUCAUCAGUAUCUUCAACACAUAUACUAGAUCUGAUAAAAUUGGCUCAAUUGAUAAGAUGUAUGAGCUAAUCACUGAAGUCGCAAAAGUUCACCCAUCUGCUGGUUAUAAAGGUUCUUAUUUGACUUGGACUAACAAAACCGCUUUACUUAAUGGCUGGAAUAUCGUCAUUGGUGGGUUCUCGACUGUUUUUUGCGAUCCUUCCUACUCUCAAAAAGCCAUUGCUGCUAAACCAAAGGCUAGUAUGGUUGGUUACUUUAUCGGUGGUCUCUGUUGGUUGGUGAUACCUCUGGCCCUUUCAUUAGCUUCUUCGUUGGCCAACUUGGCUUUGGUUAAUGAUCCGUCGUCUCCGACUUAUCCUGAUCCUGUACCAACUACUUUAGUGGACGAAGGAAUCCCAAUGCUCUACGGGUUAUACAUGACUUUAGGUAAAAGUGGAUGUGCUGCUGGUCUUCUCAUGAUCUGGCUUGCCGCAACCUCUGCUACCUCUGCUGAAUUGAUAGGGUUUUCAUCAGUUGUAACUUACGACAUUUACAGAGCCUACAUUAACCCGCGAGCCUCUGGUAAACAGCUGGUUACUGUAACUCAUGGAUGUGUUACCUUUUUUGCCAUCGCUAUGGGAGGGUUAACUGUUUUGUUCAACUAUAUUGGGAUAACUAUCAGUUGGAUUAUUACAUUUAUUGGGGUCAUUUUGGGACCAGGGGUCUUUGCUUUCACCUUGACCCUCUUCUGGAGUAGGAUGACUAAACUUUCCAUAAUUGUUGGCCCACCUUUAGCGUCAAUCGCUGCCUUGAUAGGCUGGUGCGCGUCUGCCAAGUCUUUCUACGGUGCGGUUAACAAAGACACUCUUGGCCAACAGUAUUCUUGUGCUGUCGGUAACUUUGUCGGUUUAUUCGGAUCUCUGAUCUUCAUUGGCGUUAUCUCUCUGCUUAAGCCAGAUGAAAAACCGUAUGAUUUUGAUACCUUGGAUGACAAUUUUUUUGUUGCUGAUGAUGCCACGGUUGAAGAAGCUGUUGCUAUGAGGAUCGAGGAUCCAAAAGAGAAAAGAGAACUCAAAAAGUACUCGAUUUACGCUCAGAUCAUCGCCUGGUCUCUUUUCUUUAUUUUAAUUUUCUUGAUUCCUAUGCCAAUGUAUGGCCAAAAAUACAUCUAUUCCAAGAAAUUUUUCCGUGCUUGGGUUAUCAUCGUAAUGAUCUGGUUAUUGAUCGCGGCCGCAUUCAUCAUACUAUAUCCGAUUUACCAAAGUAGGCAUACCCUGCUCAAACUAUUAGAAAUUGUCCAAGGCAAACAGGAGAAGGAGGAGAAGGAAUUAUUAUCAGCCCAAGCAUCUCAAGUCGUCGAGGGAGUUGUCGUUGAAGUCGUCCUUGAGGCCGAAAAGCGGAAGGGUGAUGAAAUCUAA